This is a messenger RNA of Candida tropicalis MYA-3404, 2031 nucleotides long. Its product is annotated as sortilin family protein. Gene Ontology annotation, cellular component: membrane; Golgi apparatus. The transcript has a single exon. Gene Ontology annotation, molecular function: protein binding. Lineage: Eukaryota; Fungi; Ascomycota; Pichiomycetes; Serinales; Debaryomycetaceae. The record is from RefSeq and is a predicted model, not a curated record. Gene Ontology annotation, biological process: post-Golgi vesicle-mediated transport. The annotation marks the transcript as partial.
AUGAAAAGUAAAUUCAAUUUGCUAAUACUUCUAGCAUUCAUAGUAGCAUUAACAAGUGCUUCUUAUGAACCAGACAUUAGUUUGGUCAAAUCUAGAAGUCCUUCAAGAGAAAUUAAAUAUUUCGACGAUUCUUCAACUUUAUUAGUCUUGAGAGAUCGGAAGGUGUCUAUAUCCCAAGAUGAUGGUAAAACUUUUAAUGAAAUUGAUUCAAUUAAAGAACAUGCCAUUUUCUUUGAAAUGGAUCCUUAUAAUAAUAAAAGAGCAUUUAUCAUGACAGAUUCUAAAAAACAAUAUUAUACUGAAGAUCAAGGUAAAUCAUGGACUGGGUUUGAAAUUGAUAUUUUUGCUAAUGAUAUGGCUUCAGUUCCUAAAAUUUCAUUUAAUGCUGAAAAUAGUGAUUAUUUGAUGAUUUCAAAUUAUGAAUGUCCUGAUGGAAGAGGAUUAAGUCGUCGUUGUAAACACAAGUAUUUUUAUACAAAAGAUGGUUUCCAUUCAAAACCAAAUCAAUUACCUGUUGAAGCUCAUGUUUGUAGAUUUUCAAGAUCAACUAAAUCAAGUCAAAUUGGUAAAGCAGAAACUAUUUAUUGCUCAACUAAUCAAUUGAAUUCUUAUGGUCAUGUUGUGGAAUCUCAUUUAUAUAAAUCUGAUGAUUUCUUUAAAUCACGACAAGAAAUUAAUCCCUUGGAUUCUGCAAGUGGUGAAAUUAUUGAUAUUAAAGUUGAAGAAGAUUUUAUGGUUGCUGUUCUGAGAACUGACAAAUUUAAUGAUAAUUCCAAAAUUAGUGCCUUUAUUUCAAGAAAUGGUGAUGAUUUUACUCGUGCUGAUUUGGAAAUUGAUAUCAAGUAUGGGGUAAUGUCCUUUUUACCAUCCAGUGUUUCAUCAUUGUUUUUAACAAUUAUGGAUUAUAACUCCAAAGGUUUCAAAACCGCUUCAUUUUACUCCUCUGACUCUUCAGGUUUACACUACACCAAAUUGAUUGAUCAAAUUGCCGGUGGACACAUUGAAAAAGUGGAAAAUAUUGAUGGUGCUUGGAUUGCCAAUGUUGGUGUUGAUGCUCAAAAGGAUUAUGAUCAAGAUAAAUCUUUGUUGGAUAAUUUGUUUGGUGGUACAUUUGCUAAAGAUAUUGUCACCAAAGUUUCAUUCAAUGAUGGAAAAGAUUGGGCCAUGGCUAAACUUAAUGAUAAUUCCUGUAAAUUAGAAGAUGGAUGUUCAUUACAUUUAUGGGAAUAUAGUGAAUUGGAUGGUUCUGGUAAAUUUGUUACUGGUCCAACACCGGGUAUUUUAUUAGGUGUUGGUAAUAAAGGUAAACAUUUGGCCAAUGAUUUCACUAAAAUGAAGACUUAUGUUUCUCGUGACGCUGGUGCUACAUGGGAUAAAGCUUUAGAUUUCCCAGCUGUAUUUGCCUUUGGUGACCAAGGUAAUGUGAUUUUAGCUGUUCCAUAUAAUGGAAAGAAAAAAUACGACCCAGCUAAGAAUUUAUUCUUCUCCUUGGAUCAAGGUAAAUCAUGGGAUAAAGUGAAAUUAGAAGUUCCUAUUUAUCCAUUGACUAUUUUGACAACAAUUGAUGGUACUUCUCGUAAGUUUAUCAUUAGUGGUGUCGAUGAAGAUUACUCCACUUCUGAAUAUAUUUACUCAGUUGAUUUCACCAAUGCAUUUGAUGGUAAAACAUGUUCUGAUGAGGAUUUUGAAGAAUUUGUCGCUAGACAAAUUGAUGAUAAUGAACCAAUUUGUGUUUAUGGACAUCGUGAAAAAUUCAAGAGAAGAAAGCAAGAUGCUAAAUGUUUUGUUAAUAAACUUUUUGAAGAUGUUAAAGUCAUUGAUGAUCCUUGUCAAUGUACUGAAGUCGAUUUUGAAUGUAAUGUUGGAUUUAAGUUAUCUGAAAAGGGAGCACAUGUUUGUGUUCCUGAUGCUAAGCAAAUUUCUAAAAUGUGUCAAUCCAAGAAAGAAUUGAAAUUAACAGAUAAAGUAUUGGUACAAGGAAAUAAAUGUGAUAUGGGUAACAAAAAACUCAGAUUUUAUUUCCGAAGAAAC